AUGGCGAUGGUGAUGAGAGAAUGGGAAACUACAGAGGAGAUCACGCUUUUGCGGUCGCUAUGUCGAUUCAAGCCAGUUGGUCAAAAUAAACACUUUCAUAUGAUAUCGAUACUUCAGGAGUUGAAUCUUGGGAGAAAUGAUGAGAAGAUUAUAAAAGCUGUCGAUGUUUGGGAGAAACUAAAAUCACUUUAUGAUUUGGAGGGACUAGACAAAUUGGAAGAUUCAGAUGAUGAAGAUGAUGAUGACAACGACGACGAAGAAGAGGAGGAAGAAAAAGAAGAUCCAGUUAAGAUAUUUGAUCUACCCUGGAGCCAAUUUGGAGAAAUUAUGGAGGCAAAGGCGAAAGAUGGUCGAAAAAGUGAGACUACAACUCCAGAGCCAAGUGCAAAUGAUCUUUCAAUAAAGGAUGAGGAAGAAGAAGAAGAAGAGGAACAAGAAGAAGGAGAAGAGGAAGAAAUAGAGGAACAAGAAGGUGAUGAGGAAGAGGGAGAAAAUGGCGGUGAAGAUGAAGGUAACGGGAGUGUUAAAGAUGAAACAGAAGAUGAAGAAACUAAUGAAGAGGCUAGUGAAGAUGAAGAAGAUGAAGUGAAUAGUAUCCACACGUCUGAGGCCAUCAACGAGAUGCUUGCCACAAGAACCAAAUUAGGUCUUUUCACUCGUCAAGCUCCUAGAUUCUUUUCCACAACUAUCCCAAGAAUGUCCGAUCUUAAAAUUGAAAGAGUUUCACCAGGUGAUGGUGUUAACUUCCCAAAACAAGGUGACUUAGUUACUAUCCACUACGUCGGUACCUUAGAAAACGGUAAAAAAUUCGACUCCUCAAGAGACAGAGGUAAACCAUUCCAAACUAACAUUGGUGUCGGUCAAGUCAUCAAAGGUUGGGAUGAAGGUAUUCCACAAUUAUCCCUUGGUGAAAAAGCUAUCCUAACCAUUCCAGGUUCAAAAGCUUACGGUGACCGUGGGUUCCCAGGUUUAAUUCCUCCAAAUGCUACUUUAAUCUUUGAUGUUGAAUUAUUGAAAAUUAACUAG
Molecule: messenger RNA, 1026 nt
Organism: Hansenula anomala
Lineage: Eukaryota; Fungi; Ascomycota; Saccharomycetes; Phaffomycetales; Wickerhamomycetaceae
Exons: 5
Coding region: 1-1026 (341 amino acids)
Biological process (GO): regulation of DNA-templated transcription
Cellular component (GO): nucleus; H4/H2A histone acetyltransferase complex
Molecular function (GO): peptidyl-prolyl cis-trans isomerase activity
Source: RefSeq, a predicted model, not a curated record